Molecule: messenger RNA, 2484 nt
Organism: Xyrauchen texanus (razorback sucker)
Lineage: Eukaryota; Metazoa; Chordata; Actinopteri; Cypriniformes; Catostomidae
Product: filensin-like
Exons: 8
Coding region: 128-2119 (663 amino acids)
Biological process (GO): lens fiber cell development
Cellular component (GO): cytoplasm; intermediate filament
Molecular function (GO): structural constituent of eye lens
Source: RefSeq, a predicted model, not a curated record
AUGGGCAGAGUUUAGUCUAGCAUGAGACAGCGGAGGGUGAGCACCCUAGUUUUCACACACUAAAGGUGCUGAGGGGAAAAGCACUAACACAGAACAUCACGGAGGAAGACACCAUCACACACGUGGCAUGUUCAAGACUAGGUACCGGCACGAGGUGCGCAAGGACAAGUACGAGCGCUCCAAUGUCUUCGAGGAGCCCAGCAGUCCGGAGACGGAGCCUGCUCCCACCAGUGGACCCUCUGCAGCGGCUGCACCGGGCUGGGACAGCCUGCAACAGCUGAACAGCCGCUUUGCACGUUACAUAAACCGGGCUCGUGUGCUGGAGCAGCAGAAUGCUGUGUUCCAUAAGCAGCUGGAGACCUUGCAGCGCAUGGAGGAGGCGCCCGGACUAGAGGAAGCCUUCAACGAGCAGAUCAGCAUCAACCAACAGCGCAUUCAAGAACUGCUGUCUGAUCGCGCAAAGCUGGAGAGAGAGCUCAAAGAUGCUGAACGCAUGCUGGAUGAGUACAACAGCAGAUACAGAAAUGAAUGUGAAUAUCAGGAGCAGCUGCGAUGCAAGCUGGAACAACUCAAUAAGGAGGCCGACACAGUGCUUUUGAGGAACCUUGAGUAUCAAAUCCAGCUGCAGUUCCUUCAAGAUGAUGUCAAUGCUACCAAAGAGAGGCACAAAAAGAAUCUUGCUGAGAUCCAGACCUAUCUCAACAUCCUGCAGCAGAUCAACCAGACUAUUCCCCUCAUGGCAAACAUGUCUGUCUCAGAGGAGCAGGAGAGAUUGAUUGCCCAGAGGUGUGUGCCUGCCCUGAGGAGUCAGCUGGAGGAGUAUAAGAGUGCCAUCUGCCAGCUACAGGCACAAAAACAGCGUUUGCAGACAGAGACAUCAGUGUUGGAACAGACUAUCAAAACCACACAGGAGAGCUAUGACGAUGAGAUCCAGCUGCACAACGAACAGAUCGAGACUCUCAGGAAGGAGAUUGAAGAGGCCGAGAGGUCACUCGAGAAGUACACCAACGAGUGUCGACAGCUGGCCAUAUACCAGACCUCACUGGAAAACGAACUCGAGAGAUACAAGCGGAUCAUUGAGAACGAAGAUAACAGAUUGAAUUCAGCGAUAAUUGGCACACCCAUCACCCUGUUUACCACCAAUUAUAAAUGCACCCAUAGUCCAACCAUGAGCAGAAAAGGAAAAGAUAUUACCCAAGCUAUCCAAGAUAUCACCAACGUAAAGCCUCGUCAGAAGAACUUGUCUAAGAACGUGUUUAAAAAGAAGGAGAUCACUUCCAAAGGGCCACUAGAAGGUGGACUGAAGGAGAGGGCUGCUGAGGAGUUCGAGGAGGAGGAGAAAGUACGGGUCAUAGAGGAGCAAGGUGCAAGAAAAGAGGAGCAUAGUCCUCGAGAGGAUGUGCCCGAUGGUGCCCAGAUCAGCAAGGCCUUUGACACACUCUGUAAACUCAUACAAGACCGCAUGAGGAGGGUUAAGAGACCAGAGCCCAUCGCUGACUUCUUCACCAAAGGGCGCUACGUACUGGUAAUGGGUGACUCUAACUACUUGGACCCCUGCUUUUUAUCUACCACUCCUUCCGCCAGUCACGUCUUCGUUUCAUUCCGAGAUGGCAUGAUGCCCUAUAAUCCUCAUUGGAGCAGUACGCCCUCACCUCCCCACAGUCCCCCAUCUGGACCAAUGCCCCUAACCCCUUCCUCACCUUCAGAUGAUCCAGAACCAGGAAAUGGAAAAGAGUAUGGAAAUAGUGAUAGGGAAAGGUCCAAAAAUGGAGAGCCUCAUCCAAAGGCCAAAGAACCACAACCAAGCCCUAGUCCACCAUCAGGUCCUCAUGACGACAAGGGUCCCAGCCCUGCUCCAGGCCCCAGGCAGCCAUCACCCCAACGUGGCAGCAAGAGCAAGGCCUCAGAGGAUCCCAACAACUUCCGAGGGCCUCCACCCAUGCCAUCACACAGUUCCAUCCCACCUGACUCAAUGAGCUAUGAGAAGGUAGAAGUAGUGGAGUCUGUGGAGAAGCUCUCAUCUGACAAAAGAGUGAAGGGCUAUGAAGAGACAACUACAGUGGUUGAGACCAUGAUCGAGAAGACCAGCAGAAAGAAACACACUGAUAGAUCUUCUUGAGCAGCACCUGCCACGAAGCAGUUAUGCAUGUUUUAGCAUUCCUGCCUUGGACCUGCUCUAGUUUUGCCUUCUGCCUGCCAUUGAUGAGAUUCCUAGAGCACCAUUGCCUUUGGCCUUUACUGUUUGAAAACUUGGGAAGCCAAUAAAGAAAAUCCCCAUCUUCCCCCUCACACAAGUAGAUAUUUUGACAAAAUUCUAAACAUAUAGUGCCAGUUUUAUUUGGAGUCACACAGCUACUUCAAUUGGCGUUAUCACCCUCUAUCGCCCUUUCUUUUCAGGUCAAACUACAGCAAAUCUUCAGAUUUAUUUUCUAUAAUUUUGUUCAAUUAGGAUUACAGCAUUGCCCACUAGUCUUGAUGUGUAUU